CACUGAGGGUUCCGCUGCUGUCAGACUCUAUUGCUCAACGUUUGCCAGACUUGGAUAAGAGUGGACGGAGGGACUUGGGGCCGGAGAAGGGAUUCACGAGCUGAUUUUUUGGAGACACUAGUGAGUGGAUUGUGAUCAUUCUGUAAGGUUGAAUUAAGGCUGGACAGUGGUGAUGUCACUGCAAAUGAGUGAGGCAGAGGGGGCCGUGAAGGUGGAGGAGUGGCAGCAGACGUUUUAUGCCUUAGACUCAGGCAUUCAGUCAGGAGCCACCACCAUUCGAGAUGAGGAUGAGUCUGAGUGCAGUAAGAAGUACAGCGGCAGUGCCAGCGCUGGCGAGAGCGCCACAGAUAUCGAGGCUCAGUACAAUCUAACUCGAGCUCAGCGAGUACGUGCGGCCAUGUUCCCCGAGACGCUGGUGGAGGGAGAGACGGUGCUCACUGCGCAGAGCAAUCCAGACCAGCCCACCAAUGUGCAGAGACUGGCCGAGCCCUCGCAGCUCCUCAAAACAGCCAUCGUCCACCUCAUCAACUAUCAGGAUGAUGCUGAGCUGGCCACUCGCGCCGUACCAGAGCUCACCAAACUGCUGGCCGAUGAGGACCAGGUGGUGGUAAACAAGGCAGCACUGAUUGUGAACCAGCUUACGCGGAAGGAGGCGUCUCGCCGUGUGCUCAUGCAGUCUCCUCAGAUGGUGUCGGCUGUGGUGAGGGCCAUGCAGAACACCGGAGACCUGGAGACGGCCCGCUGCGCUGCCAGCAUCCUGCACAGCCUCUCCCACCAGCGCGAGGGCCUGCUAGCCAUCUUCAAAUCGGGCGGCAUCCCCGCACUAGUGCGCAUGCUCAGUUCCCCUAUGGAGUCAGUGCUGUUCUAUGCCAUUACCACGUUACACAACCUGUUACUGCACCAGGAGGGAGCCAAGAUGGCGGUGCGUCUGGCUGAUGGACUGCAACGGAUGGUCCCUCUUCUGAAAAAGACCAACCCCAAGUUCCUGGCCAUCACCACAGACUGCCUGCAGCUGCUGUCUUACGGCAAUCAGGAGAGCAAGUUGAUCAUCCUGGCAAAUGGUGGGCCAGAAUGUUUGGUGUUCAUUAUGAGAAACUACAAUUAUGAGAAGCUCCUGUGGACCACCAGCAGAGUCCUGAAGGUGCUUUCUGUCUGUCCAAGCAACAAGCCGGCUAUUGUUGACGCUGGAGGUAUGCAGGCUCUCGGCCAACAUCUCACAGGUUCGAGUCAGCGUCUGACACAGAACUGCUUGUGGACCCUGAGGAAUCUCUCUGACGCUGCAACCAAGCAGGCAAAAAUCUGGAUCAUGGAAGGUCUGGACGGUCUCCUGCAGAUCUUAGUGAGUCAGCUGGGAUCAGAUGACGUGAACAUGCUGACCUGCGCUACUGGCAUCCUGUCAAACCUCACCUGCAACAACGCGCGCAACAAAGCCCUGGUCACCCAGAGCGGUGGGGUGGAGGCGCUCAUUCAUGCCGUGUUGCGAGCCGGAGAAAAGGAGGAUGUGGCCGAGCCGGCCGUCUGCGCCCUGCGUCAUCUCACGAGCCGCCACCCCGAUGCAGAGCUGGCCCAGAAUGCAGUGCGUCUGCACUACGGCAUCCCCGCCAUCACCAAGCUCUUGGGCCAGCCGCACUAUUGGCCUGUAGUAAAGGCCACAGUGGGUUUAAUUCGUAACUUGGCCCUGUGUCCGGCCAAUCAGGCGCCUCUGAGAGAAUCUGGGACAAUCCCUCGACUGGUCAACCUGCUAUUGAAAGCUCAUCAGGAAACUCAAAGACACGGCUCCGGGGCCCAGCAGACCUAUCAGGAUGGCGUGCGAAUGGAGGAGAUCGUGGAAGGCUGUACAGGAGCUUUGCAUAUACUGGCCAGAGAUCCCAUCAACCGAGGGGAGAUCGCCAGCAUGCAGACCAUUCCUCUGUUUGUGCAACUUCUGUACUCCUACGUGGAGAACAUAAAGCGUGUGUCUGCUGGUGUUUUGUGUGAACUGGCUCUGGAUAAACAGUCUGCCGAGAUGAUCGACGCAGAAGGAGCAUCUGCACCUCUAAUGGAGCUCCUGCACUCUCCCAAUGAGGGGAUUGCCACCUAUGCUGCAGCCGUUCUCUUCCGCAUCUCUGAGGACAAGAGUUCAGACUACAGGAAGCGUGUGUCAGUGGAGCUCACUCAUUCCCUCUUCAAACAUGACCCUGCAGCCUGGGAAAUGGCACACGCCGCCAUGCCACUCGACCCUGGAUAUAUACCAGAUGAUCUGGAUGCGGUUUACCCUCCAUAUGGUUACUCUGAUUUACCCAUGGAUGGCCUCCCGCUGGACGCUGAGCUACAUGAGCAAUACAUGCCAGAAAUGACCUAUGACCCUCGACAGGUGUACCCAAAUCCUCUUUAACAACACUGCCAGCAGUCUUCAGGUCAAAUGAAGAGGAUGAUGAAGAUGAAGACUACAAACCAGUUUGUUCCCUGCGAAAAAAAACACGGAGCAGGGCCUGAACUGUGCAGUGCUCGAACGAGAGAAGAACAAAACACACGACUUGCUUUAGUUCACCACCGGUCUGUUUGUGACGUGAACUCUAAGCACUGCCUAACUCAUCUUGUUAUCUUGUGCUACUAACAGAGUGACAAAGCCUAAAAGUGUGGUGACGCGAUAAGCAUGUGAUCAUAACAUGUACAUUUUGUACUUUAUAUUGUUUGUCCAAAGAUGUCCAAACAACUCCGUCCUAGAAAUGUAGCAUAGCUAGCUAGCGGCUCAGCCACACGAGGGUUCCUUUUCCUUUGCGUUCUGUGUAUUUGUGGCUCUGAGGCAUUGCUACCGAGUAGAAAAUAAACAAAAGCAACAACAAAACCUACAUCUAAAAACAAAAACUUGUUUGUAUUUUCAUAAUCUCACUAUUAUAAGAUGACAUUUGUUGACAUUGAUAUGUUGUCCUGCCUUUUUUCUGGUCAAGGGCAGGAUUUCUUCUGUUUUAUUUGUUUUAUUGUGUUUAAGAGACAAACUGAUAUUCAGUUGGAAGAGAAGGUUUGUGGAGUAUGAUUUCAUGAUUUCAUAAGACAUUUUAGCAGGCAUUGAUGGAUGAUAGAUCUUUAAACAUUAUUCACAGCUAUAAUAUACAAACGUAUCUCUGGACACAAAUUCCUAAUAAAAUAACGCCAAUGGUUUUGAAAUUAAAUUCUCAACAAGCACAUACAAGUGUCCAAAUACAGUUGGAUAUAGGUCCAUUUAUUUUCUAUUAUAUAUUAGCUGUAUUUUUUAAUGACACCGCUAUCAUGCAACAACAUAAUAAAUCCAAAAUGAAUUGUAUGAUUCAUACAUUUGCACGUAUGUCAACAUUGCUGAAUUAAAUAAGUACAAUGUAUGGCCACUUGUGUAGUAUAUUUUAGAGAAAUCUAAUAUACAGUGAUUCUAUAAAAUAACCAUUUGUUUUUCAUUCAGUGCUAUUACUGUAAUAGGGAACAUUUCACAAGGAGCAUGAUGUCAUUAUCAUGAAUGAGAUGUUUUUAUUAUUUUAUUUUGCAUAAUCAGUUAGUUUUGUUAUUUUGAUUAUGCUCUAGUCUAGAAUUAUGGUAUAUUGUUGUUCAUUAAGACUGAACACAGUGUACUGUUUUACAAAGGAAUGAUUAGCAUUAUAAUGAUUGCUUUUCCUACCUUGCAGUUUUAAGUCGCCCCUAAAUAGUUUCCAGCUAGACUUUCAAUACAAAAUAACCCCAUUAUUAUUACACAGCUCUCUGGAACACGUUAUUCUGAUUGGUCAAAUUAUUGUACGAUUAUGACUGGCCGACUACAUUAUCCUUUACUUGUUUACCCCAGAGUAUUCACUCUCUUAUGCCCUCUUUAUAUAACAUCCCUUAGACUUUAAAUAUUUUUUAUACAAAAACUAUAUUGUUUUACAUCAUUGUAUAUAGACAAAUAUAAUUGUGCUAAUCUUGUUUUGAAUGACAUGCUGAAUUUUGUGGUCAUAUGACUGAUUAUGAUGCAAGGGAUCUUACACAUGCAUUUGAAAGGCAUUGCAGUCGGUGUGAAGUGUGAUUGCUGAUUGAUGAAAUUGCAGUAAUUGUCAUGCAUCGUUCAUUAACUGUAACUAUUAGUGGAGAAUUUAACUUCAUGAUUACAAAUCUGCCUGCCAUCUGUUGGUAUAUAAGGAACAUGUAUGUGCCAAAAGUAAUAGUAGUUAGAUUCAUGAAGACUAUUCUGGUACGGUUGCCCCUGUUAUGCUCAAAUCUUUUACAGCAGUGGUGUUCGUAUCAAUCGUGUUAAAGGAAUAGUUCACACAAAAAUAAAAAUUUGCUCAAUAUGUAUUCGCACUCAGGCCAAGAUGUAGAUUAGUUUGUUUCUUCAUUUGAACAGAUUUUGAGAAAUGUAGCAGUGAAUGGGUGCCGUCAGAAUGAGAGUCCAAAACAUCACAAUAAUACACUAGUAAUCCACACCACUCCAGUCCAGCAAUUAAUGUGGGAAGCGAAAACCUGCAAGUUAGUAAGAAACAAAUCCAUCAAGACAUUAACUUAAGUCCAUUGCGUCCAUCUAAAAUAUAAGUCCAUAAUCAAUAAUAUUGCUUUCUCCAGUGAAAAAGUCAUCUCGUCUGAAUCAGGAGAGAAAUAUGCACAGAUCAAGCACUGGUUACAAGCAAAAACAGUUCUAAACAAAUGUUUUGGUGGAUUUUGAUGCGAGAAGUCACUGGAGGAAGUAUUAUUAAGGAUUAUGGACUUAUAUUUUGGCCAGAAGCGAUGGUUUAAAGUUAAAAAUGCCUUAUUGACGGAUUUGUUUCUUACAAACAGAUUUUUGCUUAAGAUAUGACAUGGACUGGAUUUAUGUGGAUUACUUGUGGAUUAUUGUGAUGUUUGGACUCUCAUUCUGACGGCACCCAUUCACUCGUUGGUGAUAUAAUGCUGAAUUUCUCCAAAUCUGUUCUGAUGAAGAAACAAGCUCAUCUUGGAUGGCCUAAGGGUGUGUAAAUUUGUCAGCAAAUAUUUAUUUUUGGGUCAACUAUUCCUUUAACUUUUAAGCAAAUAUGUGGAACAGGAUCUGAGAAACAGGAUAAUUUGGUUAGUUACGUGGGCUCUUUCAUGUCAUGGAGAGAUUUGUGAUUUUUCUGCAUAUUCAGUGAUAAUUGCACUCCUGAUGAUGCUGUCAUCAUAGAGUAAAUCAUUUCAACAUGCCCACCUGCAACAAAAAAAGAAAAAAAACUAAAAAAACAUGCACGGAAUGUCAACGGGGAAUCACAGUGAAUAUGCAUUUUUACUGAACAUUUUAGUUUGACAGUGGUUUUUUUUGUUUGUUUUCAAAUAAAUAAACUGAAUUAUAUUAAC
Onychostoma macrolepis is the source of this 5286-nucleotide messenger RNA. RefSeq names its product junction plakoglobin b (gene jupb). Lineage: Eukaryota; Metazoa; Chordata; Actinopteri; Cypriniformes; Cyprinidae. The coding region runs from base 173 to 2374 and encodes 733 amino acids. Gene Ontology annotation, biological process: positive regulation of transcription by RNA polymerase II; cell adhesion. Gene Ontology annotation, cellular component: adherens junction; catenin complex. Gene Ontology annotation, molecular function: cadherin binding; protein phosphatase binding; transcription coactivator activity. The transcript is spliced from 17 exons. The record is from RefSeq and is a predicted model, not a curated record.